This is a messenger RNA of Dichomitus squalens LYAD-421 SS1, 639 nucleotides long. RefSeq lists its product as uncharacterized. NCBI's taxonomy places the organism in Eukaryota, Fungi, Basidiomycota, Agaricomycetes, Polyporales, Polyporaceae. The transcript has 2 exons. Bases 1 to 639 code for a protein of 212 amino acids. The record is from RefSeq and is a predicted model, not a curated record.
AUGCGGCAUAUAUGCCGUACCCCUCAGUCAUGUUUUUUGCACGUUCCCUUCCCUCUAGAAAUGCUAAAUAUCAAUCUCCUCCCGCAGCGCGUGAGAGCUACGAUGUGGAUAACCCGGACCAGCUCACAUGAGGCGCCCUCGGGCCGUGUCCAUAACGGGACUGGGCGUCUCAGACUUGCGGCUCGACGUCGCACGUGGUGGCGCGCCCGAGUCGAGUCCAAGCUGCGCCUCCACACGUUGUCUAGCUAUACUCACCACUCCGAGACGACGAACAACAUAAACGGUGGCUACGAACAUGUCGCGGAGUACAUCCCCAUUGCCCAGCCCAACUUGCCCUCGCCAAGCUCACCGCAGGCGCGAGACGAGCGAGUGCACCGCACUCACGCGCCCCAGGGCCUGGAAUUGCUUUGGGGGCCGGAAGGCCAUGGGGCACGCAAGAACGAAGGGAAACACAAGAACGCAAUGGACGAGGAUGGGGAGACAACAAUGCAGCAAGACCGGUGUGAAGCAGACCCAGAAGGCUCCAUCGACGGCGACUGCGAGGAGAAGAAGGCUGUCAAAGUGCCGAAGGAGGAACUUGUGCGCGGGUGCAGGUAUGGCGCGACGUUCCUGCCCGUCGCUGAUAGGGGCUACCCGUGA